Messenger RNA from Brassica rapa (field mustard), 2926 nucleotides. RefSeq lists its product as uncharacterized. The record is from RefSeq and is a predicted model, not a curated record. NCBI's taxonomy places the organism in Eukaryota, Viridiplantae, Streptophyta, Magnoliopsida, Brassicales, Brassicaceae.
AUUUUUGGAGUAAAAAAUGAAGUAAUACAUUGGAGUAAAAUCUUACUCCAUUUUGGUGUUGCACCAUUUUAGAGUAAAAAAUGGAGUAAUACAUUGGAGAUGCUCUUAGUACCAAAAAAAGAAAAUAGCUUGAUAUGUCUUUUUCGAACAGAUAUACAUAGACACAAAAAUCUUAGAAUCUAAAUCAAACUGAAAAAAUAUAAACAAAUACACAGAGUAUGUUACAUUGUGUGAUAUCGACAGAAUACCAAGCGUAUAUAUUUCAUAGAAGCCAGAGCUAAAGCCAAAGCCAGCAGGCCCCCACUAUUUUGCCCUUUUCUAACCAAAAACAUUAUUCUUAUUGUAAUCACAUAGAGCCAUUUGUUCAUCAUUUUGAUUUUCAAAAUAUUAAUUGAUUUUACAUUUGACGAACUUGUUCCAAGUUUAAAAAGCCUACGAAACCAAAAACAAAUAGCUGGAGAAAGAGAGAGACACCCACCCUAUGGAAAUGUAUACAAACAGAGAUAGUUUUAUUUGUUUAUACGGUCUCGUGGAUCCACUUUCUCUCUCAAUGAUAACAUUAUUUUAACAUAGAGCUUAUAUAAAAACCAUUUCCCCCACUCCUCCUCCUUCCUCCUCAAGUCACAAAAUAAUCCAACAUACAGCUAACAGAGCCAAGUCCUUAAACCGGAAAAGAAAACAAAAAUGGGAAGAGAUUGGUCUUGGCUCGGCGGAGGAGGGAAGAAGAAACCUUCAAGCAAGUCAAAGAAAGACAUCAACACGCCACCGCCGCCACCUCCGUCUUCAUCUCCAGCCGGCAAUACUGCAACGGCGGCGGGAUGCAUGAGUGCUGUGUUUAACAUAUUCGAUUUACAACAUUUACAGUUCCCCAUUAACCACCACCAUCUUCAUCUUCCCAAAGGCGUCGAUGCGCCGAGAAACAGCUUGGAAUCAAUGGAGGAGGAGGAGGAAACUCCAUGUUCACCGACCAGGAAAGAUGGAAAUUUAAAUAUCUCUAUGGGUAUUAAAAUCAAGACCAAACCACAAAUAAGAUCAUCAACAUCGUCACUUGCCGCCACUGAAUCAUACUCUCCCAGUGUGAAGACACCAACUUUGGUCGCUAGGCUCAUGGGUCUUGAUCUUGUUCCGGAAAAUUACAGAUCAUCUCCUACUCCAUCUUCUUCUUCCUUAAAUGAUCUCAAGACAGCAGCAAGAUCUUCACACACCAACAGACACAGACAUUACUCUCUCCAAAGAAACUCUGUCGACGGAGGCACACGAUCUCUUCCCGAGACACCGAGGAUUUCGCUCGGAAGGAGAUCAGUCGACGUCAACUGUUACGAACACCAACGUUCUUCACUUCAUCUCAAAGACAACAACAAUAACAACUUGUCGUCUGAAAGAGAGCUUGGUGUUAACAAUGUCAGGUGCACGAGGGUCAAAGAGAUGAAGAUACAUGAAGAUAAAGAGAACCGGAGCCCACGUGAUUACGCAAGGCAGAUAGUGAUGCAGUUGAAGGAGAACGUUAGCCGGAGAAGAAGAAUGGGAACUGAUAUCACCAACAAAGAGCAACAACCAAGAGAGACCCAUGAGCCCAAGAAAGCUUCUAAGAUCACAAUCACCACACAUAGUAGUACAUCAUCCCCGAGAUUAGGACAAACGGAAACCCCCAAAACCAAACCAGCCUCAUCACUUCAGACAAAUAGCGUUUCUCCCAAGACUAUGGAGUCAACAGUGAAGGCUCAAGAGAAGACCAGGCUACCAACAGUGCAAGAAGAGGCACAUGGAUGCAAAAGACAGAGCAAGUCUGUAAAGAAAUGCAAGAAACAGGAGAACUUCAAGUCGAGACUAGUGAAGCCUCCACAGACAAUGCAGGAGGAGCCGUUUGUUAGAUCACCAUCAACAAGUAACAACAACAACAACAACAAAAGCAAUAAUCUUCUUCUUAGUCAAGGAGACAAGUCGUCUCUCUCCAUUAAUGAUCUCGUCAGCUUCACUAGCGUCCCCUCUCUUCACACCAUCAUCAAGAAGAAAGAUUCAUCACCUCACAAAUCGUCAAAGUUACAAGUGGAUGCGUCAUCAUCACAAUCAUCGAGAAACAGAGCAUCAACAGAGCAUCCUCGUUUUCAGAGCCAAUCAUCAUCAUCAUCAUCCCUAACACCAAUCGCCGGCGGCGAGUUAGAGUACAUCACAAGAACCCUAAGACGAACCGGAAUCGACAGAGACACACCAAUCUCAUACGCCAAAUGGUUCUCUCCUUCGCACCCAUUCGAUCCAUCGAUCUUCUACUUCCUCGAGCAUUUCGCGAUCACGUCGAGUAGACCUAGAAACUCGCCGGAAGGUCUCUCUCUCCGAUGCAAUCGAAAGCUACUGUUCCAUCUAAUCGACGAGAUCCUCGCCGAUAUCUUAAAGCCGCACAUUAACCUGAAACCGUGGGUUUGCCGUUACCCGAUUCGAUCACGGAGGAGUCUUAAAGGAUCGGUGCUGAUCGACGAAUUGAGUCGGCGAAUCGAGAAGUUUCCGUUAGCCGAGUGUUUGGUUCUCGAGGAUAUCGAUUCUCUAGUCGCCGGAGAUUUCCCGGAGACGGCGGUUCAGUCGGAGUUAGCGUUCGAGGAGGAAGGCGAAGGGAUCGUCGCGGAGAUCGAGAGAGGAAUCCUCGAAGCCCUCGUGACUGAAACGACGACGGAUUGCUACGACACGUGGAUCAAAACGGCGCCAGUCAAGAGGAACGAUGAUGUCAGUGGCACGUGGGGAGUUCACGUGACGAGAUACCCUUCAAACGCUGGGUCCCACCACGACUCGUGGUUGAGGCAUCCACGUGGAUAGAAAGUGUUCGACAUACAUGGCUGCCAUUUUUAUUGGCUUUUUUUUUGUAUAGAGUAUAGACCCCCUUUUAUUUUGAUUAUGUUAAGUUUUUUUGUAGCCGUUAUAAAUAACUAAAUAUCUA